CAGAUGAACUGCAAACCGCUACAGGAAGUACAGAAACCAGUUGCACCACUUCAGAAUGGAGUACAGACCACCCCUGCGCAAGAAGAGGCAUCUGAAAGCCUCUCAGGCGCGCCCAUUCAGCUUCCCAUGCAAAUUAGCUCUCCUCCGCCUCCCUUUCAGCCAAGUCCUGCGCAAAAGGAAGCUUCUGAAUCCAGUUCUGCGCCAUCUCCUUUGCAGUCAAGUCUUGCACAGAAGGAGACUUCUGAAACCACCUCUGCGCAGACACCUUUGCAACAUCUCUCAGAAUCUGAAGAAUAUAAGAAUGACCACCUUGAACAAAUCUUCCUUGCCCAAUCUGAUGAGCCAUGGUACGCAGACAUGGUAAACUACUUAGCCACAGAUCAUGUGCUAGGUGUCAACAAACUGGAAAUCUGAGCAAAAGAAAUCAAAUGCCACAGAA
Molecule: messenger RNA, 439 nt
Organism: Manihot esculenta (cassava)
Lineage: Eukaryota; Viridiplantae; Streptophyta; Magnoliopsida; Malpighiales; Euphorbiaceae
Exons: 2
Coding region: 4-414 (136 amino acids)
Source: RefSeq, a predicted model, not a curated record